UUAAUAAAGACUCAACAAUAAGCAGCUGCCUGUGAUGUCAUUGGGACUUUGUCCACAGAGCUUGUAUUUACAAGUAGAGAGAAACUACAUAACAGCAGAAAAACCAACUACCAGCAAACUUCAUGUCUGCAGUUACUGUAGGGCUUCAGUAGUGCUGUGGAUGGGCUAGCAAGCUAACUCUGCUCUUCUAACCACAGAUUUUUAAAGUGAUGCUGGAAACAGCCUGAUAUUUCUAGUACAGCAAAAGGAAAACAAAUAACCUCAUCCAUGGAGAGAAAAAGACAGCUACAGAAAAGGGAAUUUGGGAAAAGAUUUUCUCUGGACAGCAGUCUUGUGGAAUAUAUGGACUCAAAUAAAUACAUAGAGCAUUUAGUGACUCAGCUAGAAGAGCAACGUUGGAACCUAUGGAGGGAGAAGCUGUCUGUGGCUCGGCUGCAGCGGGAAGUUGCACGAAAUAAGAGUGAAGGAACAAUGCGCGAGAGGCUGAUACAUGAGUUGGAGGAAGAAAGACAUUUGAGACUCGAGGGUGAAAAAAGAUUACGGGAGGUGACACUGGAGUCAGAGCGUAGCAGAGCUCAGAUGCGUGGAUUGCAGCAGCAGUUUUCAAGGAUGGAAGAGACCGUGAGAAAUCUACUGCAGAACCAGGGACCCACAGACCAGAAUGGGGAGAGGACUGUUGAUAUCAUGAAGGUAUAUCAGGAGAAGCUGUCUGAGGACAAAAACCACAAAGAAACUAUGGAAGAUGUUCAUACGACAGCAGAUGAGGGUUCAAGAAGUGAAAGCAGCAGUGCUGAAGAGGAAAAAGAAAAGACAAAAUUGCUGUUACAACGAUUGAAAGCUCUGGAGGCAGAGAAUUCAGCGUUGGCUCUGGAAAAUGAAAAUCAAAGACAACAGUAUGAAAGGUGCCUUGAUGAGGUUGCCAAUCAGGUUGUUCAAGCUCUACUUACUCAAAAGGAUCUAAGGGAGGAAUGCAUAAAGCUGAAAACAAGAGUUUUUGAUUUGGAGCAACAGAAUCAGACGCUAAGUGUACUUUUCCAACAAAGAGUCAAACCAGCUUCUGACCUCCUCCUCCAGAAACUUCAUUCCCGCAUCUUAGAUCUCUCGUCUGGGGAUUUGCUUUCAGAGGUAGAAAGGAACAGAAGUUUGAUGCAAUCACGAACUGCUGAUGUUCAGAUUCAUGAAUGCCAGCAGAAUGUGAAAGCCAGUAUACCUGCCUUGAAAUGCCAGAGUCAAUUAAAUAUAACAGGGUCCAGCCGCCUUUAUCCCCGGAGCAGCUGCAGUAGCAGUGAACUCUCCCUGUCAAGUGCUUGCAGUGAAUAUUCCAGCGGCUCCUCCUACACUUGGAAUGAUGGAAAGACGUGCAGCAAAAGGUCAUCUAUAAGCUGGGAUCAAAGGAUAAGCAUUGGUUCUUCAUUCCCAAGCAACCUCUCAAGUCCCGCCGAUGAUCUACCUCCAACUCGUAUCAAGGAAAACCAUAUUUUGGAAGGGCUGAAGAAGUUACAAAAACGAAAAAUAUUACUUGAAUCACCUUCAGUAAUAUCAAAAUGGGGUUACAAAGAUUGCAUGGACUCCAAUGAAGGAAUAUAUUCUCCUGGAAUUAAGUGUGGCAGCCAUAAAGAACUGGUUCGUUGUAAGCCGGUGGAAAUAGGGAGCAUUUGCAUUGAACACAACAAAGCUUUCACUUAUGAUUCAGAUUCACAUGAUGAUGCAGAUGAUGAGGCUUCAUCUUUACUUCUGCUGCGUGAAAUACCAAGCAAGGACUGCCGGAUCUAUUGCAAUAAAUUAACCCACAGUAUUUCUGACAGUCUAUUUGGUUGGGAGCCUAAUAGAAAACAUUUACCGGACAGAGGUUCAUAUUUUAAUUCAAAAGAAAGACCUGAAAAAUUGACUAGUUUUGUCAAUGGACUUCAGUUAGAAGUAAAAUCAUGUACCAACGUGAAGCUGGAUCAAAGCGUUGCUAAUAUAGGCUGGAAGGACCUUAAUUUACAGCUCUCAGAUACCGAUGACAAUGAAGUCCUGGAUGAAUUACAUAUAGAAAGUAGUGAUGAGAAAAGUCCAUCAGAUUUAUUAUUAACUCCCUUUGCUGACAGGCAUACAAAGAGCUCUGACAUGCUUUCAAGGAUGGAGAGUUCUCAGUGUAUAUCUACUGAUAAAGAAAAAAAACAAGAAUCCGCUCAGAUGGAUAUUAGGCCAAAGACUUGUAAUUUCAUUAAACAAGAAAAGGUUAUAAAAAAGACUUCUUCUGAAGAGUGCAUUACUGUAAUAUUUGAUGCUGAGGAUGGUGAGCCUAUUGAAUUCAACUCGCAUCAAACUGGAGUUGUCACUGUAACAAGGAAUGAAAUUUCAAUCAACCAGUCACAAACUGGGCCCCGUGCAGAAUACAUUGAACUUAUACCUCAGGGAAUAACUAAUUUGCAGACAGGAACUGAUGCUAGAAACUACACUGUUUUAGAAACACCUGACGAGGUAACAGAGAAAAGGACUGUCCAAGAUAAUGUGGGGAAUAAAAAUACAGCUGUCCCUAUGACAUGCAAUGAAUCUUUACAUUUUGGAAGAGUUAUGUUGCAAAAUACUCUACGACAAAAGCUAGUGAAGCCAGUGUGUACUACAUCAUGCAAGGCCAAUUCCAUCUCCACUGGGCCUGCAGGUAUCAAUCAAAAACAAAGCUUGAGUAAAAUACCCAGCAGAGGUAAGUUUUCACCACAGAAAACUAAGAUGACAGAUAGUGAGAAUACCAUGGCCUCAUCAGCUGGCUCUACAACCCUAGAAAAAUCCCCAGCUUUUCCACCUGUAAAACUUCCAAGAUUCAAAAAGGCACAAAGUCCAACUCAUCAUUCGGAGUCAAAAAUAGAGUCGCAGGUUCCCAAGCAUCCUUCCCACUCGUCGCAACAUCCUCAAAUUCCAGGCAGAAGUGACUGGACAAGGAAUCCAAAGAGCCACGUUCCAGGUUCACCAUUGUUGCCUCAACGCCUUGUAGAGCCCAAUGUCUAUGGAGAACCCCCAACUAGAGAUGUUCAUUCUGAUUUAGCUGCCAUAGGAUCUCGGUCCCCUUCCCCACCACCUCCUCCAGACAGGUCAACAUCCCUGUUGGUAAGACCAAACUAUGAACAUUCCCCACCUUUAUCCAUAAAGCCAGGAGCCCCGGCUUCUGGUGAACCAGCAAAAAAUGUACUUAAAUCAUCUCCUCUAAAAGGAAAUGCAAAUCCUGCUUUCCAUAACCAAUCCAGUCAUGAAAUGCAAGCGAGAAAAGCAUCCACCGAGACUAAAACUGAGUUAGCUUACCUUCCAGAGAAUUCAGAAAUGAGUGCGCAAGCCAAAUGCACCUCUCAGCAAUCCCACAGCUCCCCGGGAACCUCCCAAGGGCCUUCCAAAGUUUUCACCAAGAGAGUUUUCCCCAAAACCUCUAAUCAGGUGGCAUCCUGCAGCAACAGGGAACUGUCUAGCCCGGGUUCACAGACAACCAAGCCUCUUUCUUUGGCUUGUAUGUCACUGGAAACGAACUCCUCACAAAGCGCACACUCUGGCAGAAAAGGACUAUCUAAUGGUAGUGGAGCGUCUCAGCAACAAAAGAUACCAAACAGUCCCCCCACAUCCCCACAAUGUCACACAGCUAAUAUUAGUGAGCCUUUUCUAUCUCAGGUAAACCAUUCUCCAUUGUCGCCAUCGUUUCACGGCAGUGACACCUCAAAUGCUGCCCAGAGCUCUCAUGAGAAAGAAGUUAAAACCCGUCUCCCUGUAGGACUGAAAUUACUUGUCAAAUCUCCCCAGCUUCUCAGGAAGAGUUCGACGGUCCCAGGGAAGCAAGAAAAAGACAGUAUCAAUGCAGCUUCCAGAAGCAAUGUGAGUUCGAGUAAGUGCAAGCCAGAAGAAUCCCAAUGUCGAACUGCCACAGAUGUAACUGGUACUGAAUUAAAAGUCAGCAAGCAUGAUAUGGAAAUAAAAGAUAAUUUUGGUGUGGGACUUGGUACAGAUACGCUAUCACCUCAUUCCCCUGAAAACUGCAGCUUGGUAGAGAGAGGAGAUGGAUUAGAAAACAAAGUUUUUAAGCGAUCUAUUUCUUCUAGUAACAAGUCAUAUUUGAAACCAGCUCUGGGCAUGAAUGGAGCAAAAGCCCGUAGUCAAAGUUUUAGCAUUCAUACAGGAGAAAAAGCAUCUACCCCUCUGACAGAAGGGCUUGGAAAAGUCCGGACUCAGAUUAUUACUAACACUUCUGAAAGAGGCAAUUCUUUAACACGGCAGAACUCUACCACGGACGGAUUUCAAACCAAGGCCGCUCCUGGGCCAGCAGUGACAUCCGAGACCCUUUCAAGUACCUCAAAAGCCUUAGAAAUGUCCUGUUGCAGACAAAGUUCUCAUGGAAGCACAAGUAAUUGCAAUAGUCAGCAUGGCAGCCCAAGCAAACUACCAUUUCGAACAUCCCCAAAAGGAGACUUAUUUCACAGCAUUUCUAAAUGUGAGGGAAACAAGUCACCAUCGCAGAAAGAUACACCGAGUCUGUCCAUCCACAAUGAGAAAAGCUGCGAUAGUUCUCAACCGCAACCCCUGACCAAAAAACGUGCCAUGCAAACAGAUUUGGAGCUGGAGCCAGCACCUGGUUUUUCAUCAGAGCAGAUUCCAUCACUUCAAAACACACAAUAUCCUCGUAAACUUGAAGCAGCCAAAUCGCAGAGACAACAAACUUCUGUAAAGUUAUCCGAAGCCCCUGAGAAGGUUACUAGUGCUUUGAGUUCACCUGUUCUACAACCUACGAUAGAAGAAAAAGUCAUGCUGUGCAUCCAGGAAAAUGUACAAAAGGGUCAAGGGCAAAAUAAAUCUCCCACAUCUGAGACCAAACAAAAGACUGGGCCUUCUCUAGCUAGCUGGUUUGGUUUCCGGAAGAGCAAGCUGCCAGCCCUGAGCAGUAGGAAGACAGAGGUUUCUAAAACAAAAGUAGAGAAGAAAGAUACAAAAGGUUCCACUUUGGGAAAUAAGCAGGCAAAAUUAGAGAAAAAAAAAGAUAAAAAGAAAACCGAACAGCACUGUGAAGCAGAAAAUGAAUUUAAUAGGAAAACAGAGAAUGGCAAUAUUUUAGAUGAUGUUUUGAAAGGCAGAAAGAAUACAAAGCCUUCACAAGACGCUCUCAGCCAAAUUAGGUGUGAACAAAAGAGCAGCUCCUCCACAAUUCCCUACUCAGCAAAAGACGGCUUUAUGAAGGAGCUUUUAAACAGAGUUGAUAAGAAAGCAGCUCAGCAGACAGAAAGUGGAUCAAAUAAUGUUUCCUACAGGAGUGUGUCGAAGGGCAGCUCCCAGGGCUCCUCUCUUCCCAGCAACUCUAUCAGUACUCAAGGAAGCCACAAGAAAAACAGCAAAACAAAAGCUGAUACGGAAAUGCAGAAUCAGACCCUGACUAAAGAUGUCAUGGAAAACCAGCCCGAAGAUGAAGAGGACAGCAUGACAAACAAGACAUGUCAGAGUCAUGUGAUAGAGUCUUGCUGCCAGAUGAGAACUUUGGACAGUGGGAUUGGGACCUUCCCUCUCCCAGACUCAGGGAACCGGUCAACGGCACGACACGUUUCUAAGCAAGAAUUGACCUUAGAAACUGAAGUCUUCACAUCUCCUGAGGAAGUCCUUCCUUCAGCUCCUUCAGUGAAAGCCAAAACUCUUGAGCGAGAAGUGCCUUCCACGCCUAAGAGCCAGGGAUCUGUCGAAAGCAUAAUUAGUCAUUCAACAUCUGAUCCUACCAUGACAGCCAAAAAUAUACGACCUUUUCAAAGUCGCCUUCCAAAACCAGCCUCCUCAGGAAUGAUUAACUUAACAAAGCAAGAUGGACAAGAACAGAGUUCUGUAUCUUCAGCAUCAUUAGAGCAGACCGAAAAACCAGUGGAAACCAAGAAGAUUCUUCCAGACUGGACCAGCAAGAAAGCUACUAAAUCAAAGGACAGAACGCUGCGAGUGUGCACAUACUCUGCCAGCAGCAACAGUGACACUGAGACAGAGACAGAGUAUGAAACAAAUGAGUUUGGAACUGAAGAGGAAAAGUUAGUAGAGUUAACAAAGAACAACAAACAAGUUGAGCAAGAAGAACAUAGUGUAAGGAAGUCCUUUAUUGGGAACCCCAUGUCAAUCUUGGAUUUGUACCAGCACAGCCUCUAUGGCCGUUAUGGAGAAGAUGGACCCGAACAAUUAACACAUUACAGUUUUAUUGAGCAGCUGAGUGGAACUUCCAGUAAAGAUGGCAAGAACAAAGACAUCCCUAGUAAAUUGAAGCAAACUGAAGAAACAAAAGAAGAUUCUGAGAAUAGAUUAUCUAAAAUUUCCCUGGAGUCACUCAAUAAAUUUAACAGCAAUAAUAUGACUUUAUUAGAAAAAGAGAAGAACUGUCUGAACAAGGUUGAAGGACAAAAGGAAGUAAAUGGAAAGCAUGAAGACCCUUCUUUAAAUAGCUCUGAUAGGCAUGGUGUAGACAAUUUAGAAUCCUUGAGUGAUUCUUUAUAUGAUAGCUUCUCAUCUUGUGCCAGCCAAGGCUCUAAUGAUGUAUAAAGACACUUUCCAGUGGGCUGUGAAUGGAGCACUUAAGGAACUGGAAGAAAAAAAAAGCAAGCAAGCAAGCAAGGAAAGAAACAACUGUUGAAAAACUUCAGCCUAAAUUGUUGGAUGCUCAGCAGGGAAUUUGGUGACUUAUGAUACAGCAAUAAGAAAAGACGAGACUGCAUUUAUGGCAGUGCGUGAGACUGAGAAGCGAACGCAAAAAUGCUGUUAUACAAAAAUGUCUUAAUUUUGCACUUUUAUGAACCUUGUACAGAAGUUGUACAUUUUUUUUGAAAACAAAUUAUAUUUGUAGAAAAAACGCCAGCAAUAAAUAUUGAAUUGGCGCCAUUCUUCUGGAGUGGCAGAUGACUAACUUUUAAAAGGUGAUGUUCAUAUUAACAAGAGAAGCUAGUAGAUUUUUAAAGAAAGAUUUAUAAUUGUUCUAGUCUUAAAACUGUAUGUAGGAACACUGCUUUAACAUAAACCUGAGCCUGCCAAAUCGUCUGUAAUAAACUUUCUUGGACCCUCAUUUUAAAACA
Gavialis gangeticus (Gharial) is the source of this 7046-nucleotide messenger RNA. It is a transcript of the gene NCKAP5, whose product is annotated as NCK associated protein 5. Lineage: Eukaryota; Metazoa; Chordata; Crocodylia; Gavialidae. Gene Ontology annotation, cellular component: microtubule plus-end. Gene Ontology annotation, biological process: microtubule bundle formation; microtubule depolymerization. The coding region runs from base 268 to 6519 and encodes 2083 amino acids. The transcript has 20 exons. The record is from RefSeq and is a predicted model, not a curated record.